AUGAUGCAAAAAAACAAAAUUCUGCAAGUGGAUAUUUUUGCUCGAGACGUGUUUCACAUUGAUGCUGAUUUGGAAGGUAAAUAUUGGCAGGGAAAAAAUUUGUGCGUUGUUACCGACAAAGUCAACGUAUGGGGUGAUCGGAUCAUUAAUGUUUCCGGCAGCGGUCAUGAAGCACGAAACUGGAAAGCUCAAGAUGGUGGAAUUGGAUGUGACGGUACAAAUGGUAAAGAUGGACAUCCAGGAGAAUCCAGCGGCAACAUUGCCAUCAUGACAAAAGAUAUUUCAAAUCCACAAAAACUCAAACUUCUCCUCAACGGAGGAAAUGGCGAAAAUGGGCAAAACGGAGGUGACGGUGGUGAUGGUGCUAAUGGAAAGGGAGUGACCGAGAACGAGCUUAAAGCUGCUUGUGUCAAGUACGACAGCUUGUAUCGUACAAACUGGAGCCAUUUUAGCAAUUAUGAACCAGAGAACUGGACUCGCACUUUAUCCUCUUACAAUUACAGUAAAGAAUAUUUGUACUACGAAUACAUAGAUUCAGACAAAAGAACAAUGGUCUAUUCGCUUGCAAGCUACGCUGGAUGGACAUAUUCCUGGUAUGAGCUUUUCGUUUGGAUCAAAGGUACUGACGGUACUGCUGGAGGUGUAGGUGGACGCAAUGGCUGCGGUGGAGAGGGCGGCAAUCAAGGCGAAUGCAAUGUUAUUAAUCCCGACACUGGUGUUGAAUUCACUGCUGUCAAUAUAACCCAGAAUCCAGGUCGUAACGGAACUGAUGGAACUGUUGGUGAAUGUGGAAAGUCCGGCAGUAAUGGAAAUCAUAUGGCAGUCAUCGAUCGAUCUGCAAGUGGAACAAACAAAUUUUUCUAUGGAGAAAAAUCUGCCACAAGGUUGAAAAUGGAGUAUUACGCCAAAUCAGAUACCAAACGCCGCAUCAAUGGUUAUCGAAAACACGUUGAAGGCGAAUCAUCUAUUUUCGGUGAAUUUGAAUUUCAAGAUAUUCCCCAAGGAGGAGUCAGAAAGACGAAGCAAAAGCAGAAACAAGAACGAUCUACUGAAGCUCAAACAACAAUGAAGAAAUCUAUUGUGCUUAAUAAAUUGUGGCAAAAAGCGGCUGAACAUACAGCCCAACUCGAUGGAGCAUUAGCUACGGCCAUGGUCACAGUCAAAUCUACAGCGACUGCUAACUUUGAAAUCGAGGAAAGCUUGGAAGAAGAAGAAUCGACGGAACAAGAGCAGGAAGUUGUUGUGGUCAAAGAAGUCAAUGAAGAUUCACUAGAAAUCCGAAGAACAAGGGCGAAGAAGUCUAACAUGAUGCCUGCCGAAUUCCUGAACAGCUUACUAGCAAAGAAAAGUCACGAAAGCGCGUGUGGUCUCGUACAAGAAGUGAUCACGUAUUUCUUAAUUGAACUUAGUCAUACCGACUUGAAUCGCGCAAGUAUCCCAAUGCUAUUACGAUGUUCCAGAAUACGACAAGUCAUGGAAAAUCCAUUCAAGAAAACGUUAGUUGGAGCAGUACAGAACAAGAGAGAAGGCGGUUUAACUCUUACUGAACUGGAAAAUCUCAACAAACAAGCUUCUCAAAAACGUCAGCUGAAACGUCUAAUUACAAAGCAUCGCAAUGACGUUUCAAAUUAUGCAGAUUAUUGUCAAACUGCUGAAUUCAAUACUGAUUCCAAAUUGACGCCAAAAGAUGACAAAAUAUACAAUGUAAAGUUCAUUGAACCGGCGCUUACUGCACUUUGGAACGUCAACAUUGAUCAAAAGCAAGUUGUUGCUGUUACUAAAAAAUUGUUUAAUGACUACUUGCUCAAUGAAGUCGACGGUGCGUUGUUAUUAGAGAUUCAGAAAACACGCAACAACUUGAAGACGGAAAUGGAAAAGCAUCUGAAGAAUUUCGGACAACAUCAGAUUAAUUGGGCCGACAAAGAGACUUGGGAGGCUUUCAAAACGAAUUUAACGGAAGAAAAAACUGAAAUUAAAACUAUUAUGAAAGCCAUUUCUGGACUCAAAAUUAAAUUAACCAAUUACUUUGAAGAAUACGCAAAGCUGAUUGCUGAUAAAUCUAUGCUUGAAAAAGCUAAAAGUAAAGUUCAAUCCGGAGGUAGCAACGAACUUGAAAGCAGAUUUGGCAAAGUUCCAAAGUUUCACAACGGCGUUGAAAAAAACUUGGAAGCAACACACUUUUUAAUCCGAUUCUAUCAUCAAAUGAAACGAUUGCUGGAAUUCAAUAGAAUUCUGAUGAUUGUCAAUUUAAUUUAUCAUGCGGAAACGACAAAAGCAGGCCCUGCAGUUAUAAAAUUGAUUAAGAGUUACCAAACCUUAACAUUAGACAAACUAGUACUUCGAAUUGAAAACGCUAAAAUCAAUCUAGAAUCCAAUUUAGUCGAAGAAUACAUGAGAGCAAAAGGCUUCCACAGCUCGGCUUUCCGUUACCUUGUAGCAGAAUUGAACAAAAAGAAUAUUGAAAUUUAUGGAAAUGAAGAUUACGGCAACGUCGAAUUGCUCGAAUCAUGGAAUCCAAGUGGAGAGAAACUUGUCAGAAUUGCCUUCGAUGGAAAUCAAUACUAUGAUUUAGCAGCUGAUUCCCAGCUUCGACAGUUGAUUGCAGCAAGAUCAAAUCAUUCAUGGACGAAAUAUUUUGAAGAUUAUAGACAACACUUAAAUUUCAGACCGUGGGAUUACACAACGUCAUCAAGCAAGAACGACUUUGCCAGCUAUUUUCCUUCCGGUUUUGUUGCUUCUGUUUUUGAAUGGAUCGAUUGCUACGUUGCCUCGACUAACGAUCAUAACGUCCUCAAAAUGCUUCAUGAAAGAUUUGAACUUGAUGGCAAUCAUCUGGGAAUUGCUGAUUUUCAAUUUCUCAUCUCAACAGCCAUUUUGAUACAGUCUCAAUACCACGUUUCGCCCGAUUUUCUUUUGAAUCUGGCUUCCUCGGUUCCUCAAACCAAACUCGUCGAUACUUUCUUCAUUGCAAGAAUUGAAAGUCAAUGGCGACGACAACUGAAACACGCUUUUGGAAUUUCUAAACUUCUCAAUCUGAUCUCUGUUUCUCGUCUGAAAAUACUUUUUGCAACCAAAUUGAACGGUCAAAAUAUUGAAGAAAAAAACGUUGACAAAGCUUCUCGUCAUGCUUAG
This is a messenger RNA of Adineta steineri, 3132 nucleotides long. The record is from the annotation of a GenBank genome assembly. NCBI's taxonomy places the organism in Eukaryota, Metazoa, Rotifera, Eurotatoria, Adinetida, Adinetidae.